Molecule: messenger RNA, 3288 nt
Organism: Mus musculus (house mouse)
Lineage: Eukaryota; Metazoa; Chordata; Mammalia; Rodentia; Muridae
Gene: Abcf3
Product: ATP-binding cassette, sub-family F member 3
Exons: 21
Coding region: 71-2200 (709 amino acids)
Molecular function (GO): ATP binding; ATP hydrolysis activity
Source: RefSeq, marked validated
GAGGAAGGGCAGGGAGGCGGUCCUAGGCCCAAGUCUCACCACGACUGCGCAGAUUGGAUCCCGAGUGAACAUGGCGACUUGCGCUGAUAUCCUGCGAAGCGAGUUCCCUGAAAUUGACGGGCAGGUCUUCGACUACGUGACCGGUGUCUUGCACAGUGGCAGCGCGGAUUUCGAGUCUGUGGAUGACCUGGUGGAAGCUGUCGGGGAACUAUUGCAAGAAGUGUCCGGGGACAGCAAGGAUGACGCUGGCAUUAGGGCUGUCUGUCAGCGCAUGUACAACACUCUACGCCUGGCUGAACCGCAGAACCAGGGAAACAGCCAGGUGCUACUGGACGCCCCCAUCCAGUUGUCGAAGAUAAUGGAAAACUAUGACUGUGACACCAAACUUCCAGGACUGCUAAAGAGGGAACAGUCCUCGACAGUAAAUGCGAAGAAACUAGAGAAGGCUGAAGCUCGACUGAAGGCAAAGCAGGAGAAGCGUUCAGAGAAGGAAACACUGAAGACCAGCAACCCUCUAGUCUUGGAGGAGGCGUCAGCUAGCCAGGCAGGCAGCAGAAAAGAGAGUCGAUUGGAAUCAUCUGGCAAGAACAAGUCCUAUGAUGUGCGAAUUGAGAACUUUGAUGUCUCUUUUGGUGACAGGGUACUGCUGGCUGGAGCAGAUGUAAACUUGGCAUGGGGCCGACGCUACGGCCUGGUGGGACGCAAUGGUCUGGGGAAGACGACAUUGCUAAAGAUGCUGGCUACCCGGAGCUUGCGUGUCCCAGCCCAUAUUUCCCUACUGCAUGUAGAGCAGGAAGUUGCUGGAGAUGACACUCCUGCCUUGCAGAGUGUGCUGGAAAGUGACACCGUACGAGAGGACCUGCUACGGCAGGAACGGGAGCUCAGCCUCAGGAUUGCCGCUGGCAGGGCAGAAGGUUCAGAAGCUGCACAGCUGGCAGAAAUCUAUGGGAAGCUGGAGGAGAUUGAGGCAGAUAAGGCACCUGCCAGAGCAUCAGUCAUUCUUGCGGGCCUUGGUUUUACUCCUAAAAUGCAGCAGCAGCCUACCAGGGAGUUCUCAGGUGGCUGGAGGAUGAGAUUGGCCUUAGCCCGAGCUCUCUUUGCCAGGCCAGACCUUCUGCUGUUAGACGAACCCACAAACAUGCUGGAUGUAAGGGCCAUCCUGUGGUUGGAGAAUUACCUGCAGACGUGGCCCUCCACUAUCCUAGUUGUCUCUCAUGACCGAAACUUCCUGAAUGCCAUUGCCACAGACAUCAUCCACUUGCAUAGCCAACGGCUAGACGGUUACCGGGGGGACUUUGAAACCUUCAUCAAGAGCAAGCAGGAGCGCCUUCUCAACCAGCAGCGCGAGUAUGAGGCCCAGCAGCAGUAUCGCCAACACAUCCAGGUUUUCAUCGACCGUUUUCGAUACAAUGCAAACAGAGCCUCUCAAGUGCAGAGUAAACUGAAGAUGUUGGAGAAGCUACCUGAACUAAAACCGGUGGACAAGGAAUCCGAGGUGGUGUUGAAGUUCCCCGAUGGAUUUGAGAAGUUCUCACCGCCCAUUCUGCAGCUAGAUGAGGUGGAUUUCUACUAUGAUCCUAAGCACAGCAUCUUCAGUCGCCUGUCUGUCUCUGCUGAUCUUGAGUCCCGCAUCUGUGUGGUUGGGGAGAAUGGGGCUGGGAAAUCUACUAUGCUGAAGCUGCUCAUGGGGGACCUGUCUCCUGUUCGGGGUAUCAGGCAUGCCCACAGGAAUCUGAAGAUAGGCUAUUUUAGCCAGCACCACGUGGAACAGCUAGACUUGAAUGUCAGUGCUGUGGAACUCCUGGCUCGAAAAUUUCCUGGGCUACCUGAAGAGGAAUAUCGUCACCAAUUGGGCCGGUAUGGCAUCUCUGGAGAACUGGCCAUGCGUCCUGUUGCGAGCUUAUCUGGGGGCCAGAAAAGCCGGGUAGCCUUUGCUCAGAUGACCAUGCCUUGCCCCAACUUCUAUAUUCUGGAUGAACCCACAAACCACCUGGACAUGGAGACCAUUGAAGCUUUGGGCCAGGCUCUCAACAACUUCAGGGGUGGUGUAAUUCUGGUAUCUCAUGAUGAGCGCUUCAUCCGACUGGUGUGCAAGGAGCUGUGGGUGUGUGAGAACGGCAGUGUCACUCGGGUUGAGGGGGGCUUUGACCAGUACCGGGCCCUCCUCCAAGAACAGUUCCGCCGGGAGGGCUUCCUCUAGAGCCCCAGUUGAGUAAGGACUGUGCCUAGGACGUGGACUGGUUUUGGAAGAUCCCUGAGCUACCAUGUAGGCAACCAACUCCAAGCUUAGGACUUUCCCUACUUGGGGACAGCCUUAUUUCCCAAAUUUCUCUUUUCCUUUCAACUGGAGCAUCCUCUGCACAAUGUGGGAGACCUAUCCAAGGGCCUGUGAAACAGUCCUGAAGGAAAAGGAUAGGGGAUGCUAUCUGGGGUUAUAAGUACCCCACUGCCCAGCUUGGCAGGGCCCAACAUGGCUGCUGUGUAAAUUAAAUCCCCUCCUGGAUCUCUUUUGCCUCUCUGCUCGUUCAUGGGCAGGGCUUGCCAUGGUUUUCUGCUCUGGGUUCUGGGCUCUCUGUUACUUUCCUGUGAUGUGACUGUCAGUCAUACAGACAAAGCAGCAGCAGUCCAGCCUUCCUCUUGUUGGGCAAUGUCAUCCGUCUGUCCCUGAGGUGAGCUUGAGCUAGGGGAUGGAGAAGGGUGUAUUGGGAUUGUUCUGGUGCUCACACCCUAGCCUGAAAUUCACCUCGGGUGGGGGGUGUUGAGAGGAGGGUCGUGGGCUCUACUGUCUCAGCCCCUGCUGCUUGGGAGUUUGAACUGACUGAAUUCUGGCCUCACACGGCUCACCAACUGCUUUCUGGGAUCUCUGGCCCUGUCUCUCAUUUCUAUAAUCUGGACCUUAAGGGCACAAGAGAAACCUUUGUUGUUCCCAGUUUGCAUUAAUGAUUUAUGUUCUUGUUUUCCCUCUAACCAUGUAGAAGCAGCCUGGGAAGUAGGGAAUUGUCUAACUGGAAAAAAAAAAUAGGACACAUGAUUCUUUUCAAAUAAAGCAGACUUGUAAGAGAGGAGGACACGUGCAAGAGCAUGUGCCUGUGGUCCAGGCACAUUGAGGGUGAAGCCGGAGGCUCAUCUGAAUCCAUGUAAUCCAUGAAUCUCCUGGCCUGUGAGACCUGCCUGUUGUAUAAAAGAGGGAAGAGAGCUGUCUAACAGGAGUCUGGCCUGAAAGUUAGUUCUCAAGGACUUAGCUGCUAUAAUUAAUCAGUAUGUAGAAGACAUUAAAAUGGAGUCAAC